Molecule: messenger RNA, 1934 nt
Organism: Rubroshorea leprosula
Lineage: Eukaryota; Viridiplantae; Streptophyta; Magnoliopsida; Malvales; Dipterocarpaceae
Source: the annotation of a GenBank genome assembly
CAAAACCCCAUCAGCAAUCAAGUUCACGAUCCUCUUUAAUUUUCUCUCUACCAAUGGAGUCGCCACACAAAACGAAUAAAACCACCUACAAUUCCGAGAAGAUGCCCUCAAAAGAACCACCAUGCAAUAAACUCUACUGUUUCUUCUGCACCAUGAAGGAGCCAGAACCGUCUUUGAGGAGAGCCAAACUCGCCCACUGCUUCAAAGAGCUUCCUCUCAGAGAUGAUCCAGAAGAUGUCUUGGUCUUGAGCGGGCUCUGGAGCAUUGCCAUGACUCAACCAGAUGAUCCGGAGUUCCCAUCCCUUGGUAUAUUUGAAUGCAUGACCAAACUGAUUCAGAAAGGCAUCAACGAUCAAAAUUGGCUUCUUAAAGAUCAGAACAUCUAUAUACCCUACUAUGCUGCACAUAUCAUUGGUUCCUACACCAUGAACAGAGCUGACUUUGCAGAAAGAACAGUGAAAGCCGGUGCAGUUCUGGCACUACUGGAACUCUUGAGGGGUAAGAUGAGUUGGGUUGAGCAACGAGCUGCAGUUCGUGCACUGGGUCAUGUCGCCGGCCAUGACAACACCUUUCAAGCAAUUGCUGCACACGAAGCAGAAAUAGUAGAUUUAGCCAUGGAAAUUUCCUGCAAUUGUAUUGCAGAGAUAGACAAAGACUUCGUUGGAGUGAAACGAAGGAAGAGAUUGAAGUACCAUCGAGACUUGCUCACCAGAGGGCAUGGAGGGGCGGAAUUGGAGAACAGGAAAGCAGAGGAAUGGGCUAGCCAGCUCCAAUGCUGGUCCCUCUACAUACUGAACUGCUUUGCAUGCAAACAGAGGUCACUCAACAAGAUCUGCAACAAAGAUUUCCUCAACAAAUUGUGUCAGAUUUGGGGAGGAUUAGUGAAUCGAAAUUCACCGGCCGGGAUUGGAUUAAUCAGAACUCUCUGUGAAACCAAAGCAGGAAGAGAAAACAUAGCAAACUCAAAGGAAGUCCUAAGGAGUCUCUGCAACGUCUCAAGAUCCUCAGAUGAUUGGCAAUUCAUGGCUAUUGAUUGUCUUCUGUUGCUUCUCAAAGACCCAGUUGUUAGAAAUCAAGUCAUCGACAUUGCAGCUCUGUACCUCGUCGAUCUUGUUGAGCUCAGAAGCUUGGGAGGAAGAAACAGAGUAGGGGAAGAAAUUACCCAGAUAAUUUUGAAGGAUUACCAUAGAAUCAAAUACGGUAAUAUGAAGUUGAAGAGCAGAAGAGCUGAGAAAGCAUUGGAAGAAAUAUGGGAUUUGAAGGUGGAGAAAAGAAAGAGAGAAAAGCUAAUGUCUGAAGAAGAACUGAAACAGAGAGAAGUCUUGGCUUAUGACAUGAAGGGGUUGGCGAGAGAAAGCUUGAUGGAUUGCUUGAUGUUCAUCAAUGGCAGGAUGAGAUCAGAGAAGCGGCAUCUCAAGGGUGUGAAGAUUCCGUACUAUGCAGCACGUAUGAUUAACAAGCAGAUGAAUGCCACGUGGCUGUUUGGGGAUGUCCAGACAAAGAAUUGUGAAAUAAGUGAGGAGGGUAAAGAUAAAUCUAAUGGGCAAUUCCAGUUGCAGGAAAUGUUGCUGAUGAUGAAGAAAACGGAUGUCAAAAACAGGAUUUCCCCUGUUAAAGGUGUGCCUGCAGGUGAAGGGCAGCUGGUUGAGAAGAGAUGGAACAGAAAGCUAGAAAGACAGGAAAGGAGGAGAAAAGGCACCAGACCCAGAGGCGCAACUAGGCUGGCAAAUGUCAAAAUGGUGUGACUGGUAGACAAGUGAUUUCCAAAAAGAGGGGAGAUGUGUGAUCAACAAGAACUGAAUCUUGACAAUCACAAUCAUAGCAUGGAUGAUAUGUGAUCACUGAUCACCAAGGGUACGUUUGGUUAAAAGCUUAUUUUUUCAAAAAUGUUUUUUUUUUUUCGAAAAGUAAUUGAUUAAAGUUUUGUGCAGGAA